Molecule: messenger RNA, 1280 nt
Organism: Drosophila eugracilis
Lineage: Eukaryota; Metazoa; Arthropoda; Insecta; Diptera; Drosophilidae
Gene: Fibp
Product: acidic fibroblast growth factor intracellular-binding protein
Exons: 8
Coding region: 87-1163 (358 amino acids)
Cellular component (GO): nucleus
Source: RefSeq, a predicted model, not a curated record
UAAAUAUUUGUACAUGUGUAUAUAAUUUUGCCGAUGUCUCAUAUCUAACUCAAUCAAUUACAGAAAACGGUCUCUCUAACACUAAAAUGGCUGAUGUGGAUGUCUUUAUAAGUAAUUAUACUUUAGUGGACCCCGAAAUCUACCAGCUAUGGAUCGAAGGCUUCUCCUCCAGCGAGGCGGUGUCCUAUCUGAAACAGAAGGGGUUCGGUCACUCAAUGGGGGCUCCCAGCGAUCUGAUUGCUUCUGAUGUCCUGGACCACUACCGCACAUAUUCCCUUAUUGAGCUUUAUCUCAAUGCACCCACUAAGCUUAUGGAGCAAUCCUGCUUCCAGCUGGAGCCACAUAUGCGUGACCUAAUCACCGAGAAGUAUUACUCUAUCGAUGAUGUAGUGGCCCGCGAAAUACUCGGGAAGAAACUGACAUCACGCUACCGCAAGGAUUUAGACGAGGUGGCCGAGAAGACUUGUGUAAAGCUUAAAUCAGUUCGUCGACAGUUUGACAAUGUUAAGCGCAUAUUUAAGUCAGUGGAGGAGAUGCCAGGCACGCUAACCAACAAUAUAAAGCAGCAUUUCUUCAUAUCCACCGACUUGGCCAAAAAGUAUGCAUGCAUUGUUUUUCUGGCCUGUCUGCGAUUCGAAACCACUAAAAAGAAGCUACAAUACCUGAGUUUCAGCGAUUUAUUGACCUGCUCCCAUGCCAUUAUGAUAUACUGGACCUACACUUACCAGCACACUGGCCCGGAAUACUAUGAUACAGAAAUGGACAAAGAGUUUCUUCUGGACUUGCGGGAAUUGCGGUGUCUACUGGAUAAGGAAAAGGAAAUAAAGCAUCUCGUCUGUAUGCGCCUCAAACCCGUUCUUCUGGAGCGCGCUUUUCAUGAGCUGGAUGGAAAUUUUCGCUCAUACUGGCGCGCUUUGAUUACAAUUGCCUGCAAUUUACACCGCAAUCGGGAAUUGCGUGAUUUAUUUGUGGAUCUCUGUGAGAAACUGAUCGAUCCUUGGCGUCAGAAUGGUUGGAAUCGCGAGCAAGUUAAUAAGUUCUUGGCUUCCAUAACUCAAAGCGUCUUAGAUCUUGAGAUAUCAAGGGACCAGGAAACUCGGUGUCUUUGGGAUCGGUACAUGCAAGUCAUUACAAUAUGCUUGGAUAAAAUGUAUCACAUAUAAGUUGUGACUUUAAAUAGUUUGUGUACUUAGUAGUUUAGUUGUGAUUUUUUGAAUUUGUGUUGACUUUUAUCUAUGACAUGAGAUUGUAUAAUACCAAAUAUAAGAAAAAAAUACAAA